Pocillopora meandrina is the source of this 460-nucleotide messenger RNA. NCBI's taxonomy places the organism in Eukaryota, Metazoa, Cnidaria, Anthozoa, Scleractinia, Pocilloporidae. The record is from the annotation of a GenBank genome assembly.
AUGCCAAGGCGUGUGAGACGAAAAUUGAAAAAUCUGAAGAGAAGUUAUGUUGCUUGUGUUGAUCACAACAAAGUCAGCGGAAAUGACCGAAAGAAAUGCAACUUCUAUGACGAACUUCACGAAAUAUUUUCGAAAGAUGAUGCCAUCGCUCCAAAAACAUUGUGCAGCAACAUUGAUGGUAAACGGAGCAAAGAUGCAGUCAAGAGUGUUAAAAAUUCCAGUUCCACAUUGAGUUCCACAGGUAGUGACACAGGAGCCUGUGGUUACAAAAGCAAAGAAAAAGAAGUUACUAGAGCGGAAGAAAAGAGAAGACCUCGUUGGGCUCUUUAAGGAAUUUACACAAGACAGGAAAGAGGAAGAAAAGGAAAAGAUUAAAAAGUUUGAAAAUAUGCACAAUGAACGCAUGGCACUCAUCGGCCGAUUUUUGAAUGUUUUUGAAAAAUCAUUGAACAAAGAGUAA